GUUUACUUGUUCAAAAAAUUACCAAUCACCAGCAAGCCCUUUGAAAAUGGCUGGAGGAGGCUCACCGUCAAAAGAGGAUAUCGAUGCCAUCUUUCAUCGGUUACGAUCACAGGCCACCAACAAGAGUUGUUUUGAUUGUGGCGCAAAAAAUCCCACCUGGUCCUCGGUAACGUACGGCGUGUUCAUCUGCAUCGAUUGCUCGGCGGUGCAUCGGAAUCUGGGCGUUCAUCUGACCUUCGUACGGUCUACCAACCUGGACACGAACUGGACGUGGCUCCAGAUCCGUCAGAUGCAAGUUGGCGGUAACGCGAAUGCGUCACAAUUCUUUCGACAGCAUAAUUGCAAUACCACCGACGCGCAACAAAAGUAUAACUCACGUGCUGCCCAAUUGUACAAGGAUAAGCUGUUAAACAAAGCCCAACAGUCGUUGCAACUGUACGGAACCACGCUGCACAUUGACAAUGUACACGACAUCAGCACUGCCAGCGAGAAGAAGGAGGUAGACUUUUUCGCAGAUUGCGAAAGCUUCGACGGUGACACUGCCGUGGCGCCAGGGGUUAAAGAUGAGCGAAAUAACAACCCCACCAGCCAGUCGAAGCCCGUCCCGGAGCUGGAAAGCAUUCCUAAACUGGCUUCCUUGAGUGCGACGGUGGACCCAUCUGCCGGACCCAAGGUAGAUUUCCUCAUGUCGGAGGUGCCGAUCGAGCCACUGAAGUCCACAAUUGGCGUGCGGAAGAUUCAACCGAAAAAGAGUGGUCUCGGUGCGAAAAAGGGCGGUCUUGGUGCUACCCGUGUGAAGACCAACUUUGCCGAAAUUGAAGAGCGCGCUAACAUGGCAGAUAAGUUGAAGCUGGCAGCCGCACCGGAAAAACUGGUCAGCGAGGAGGAAAAGGCUGAAACGUUGGCGAGUGUCCGACUCGCCUACCAGGACCUGUCCAUCAAGCAGCACAAGGAAGAGGAAAAGUUGAAAGCCACCGAUCCAAACAAGGCGAAGCAGAUGGAACGACUCGGAAUGGGAUUUGGGCGAGCGGCUGGUGUCUCACAUUCGGCUCUUACCGACAUGAAGACGCUCACGCAGGAGGAAACCACGCGUAACGGUGCACCGGUAUCGAAGUCGUACGAUCGCGAUCGUGAUGAUUCGUCCAGUGGCGGUGGAAAUGGAGGUGGUGGUGGAGGCGGAGGAGGCAGCGGCAACGGUGGGAACGAUUUUUUCGAUGAUUAUUCCAUAAUCUACGGGUUUUCCGGCAGCGGCAAGGGAGCAGAUCUGAGCGAAGCGACACAGAUGGGCUUCGACACGCUCGAGCCGAUCGACAGCAAACGUCCCGCGGUCAAAUCGAUGUUUUCCCCUGCGGGAGGCAGCUUAAAAGGAGGAUCCUCCAGUAUUAGUGAUCAACCAACGUACACCCGGGGAGGAGGUGGAAGCAGCAGCAACAGCAGCGGCAACAGUAGUAGUAACCGACGAACCGGCAGCAACCAACAGCAGCACUCCGCCGACGUGAGCGAUGUGGCUCAGAAAAAAUUCGGUUCUGCUAAGGGCAUCUCGUCGGAUCAGUUUUUCGGUGACGAACAGUCCGCGUACGACCGGUCGGCGAAUCUUUCAAAAUUCCAAGGCUCUACAAGCAUCUCUUCCGCCGAUUAUUUCGGCCACGGCUCAUCGAUGGGACCGGGAGGUAAUAGAUCCGGUGGCUCUCGUGGACCGGCAUUGCAGUACAAUGGUCCGGAUUUGGAUGACAUGAAGGAAAGCGUGCGACAGGGCGUUACUAAAGUGGCCGGACGGUUGAGCACGCUGGCUAACGAUGUCAUGAACUCCAUCCAGGAUAAAUACGGCUACUAGAGCGCCGGAUCGUCCAUGGACCAUGCACGGAUCACAAUCAACACUUUUUUAAAGGGCUAACUCCAGGACCAGAACCGGUUUUGUUUAUUUAAGUGAUAAAGUGGAAGUAAGAAGUGCUUUUCGGUUGUUAAGAUUAUGUUUAGCUUAAUAUGUAUUAUUUUGU
Molecule: messenger RNA, 1997 nt
Organism: Anopheles nili
Lineage: Eukaryota; Metazoa; Arthropoda; Insecta; Diptera; Culicidae
Gene: ArfGAP3
Product: ADP-ribosylation factor GTPase-activating protein 2
Exons: 7
Coding region: 47-1834 (595 amino acids)
Biological process (GO): COPI coating of Golgi vesicle
Molecular function (GO): GTPase activator activity
Source: RefSeq, a predicted model, not a curated record